Xyrichtys novacula (pearly razorfish) is the source of this 7365-nucleotide messenger RNA. The record is from the annotation of a GenBank genome assembly. NCBI's taxonomy places the organism in Eukaryota, Metazoa, Chordata, Actinopteri, Labriformes, Labridae.
GUCACUUUACUCCAAUGCGGAAGUGAUCGUCAUCGUUAGAGCUGUGAGUUGGAAGGUCUGUGAGAUGUGAUUAAAAUCGUUGUAAUUUCGGGAGUAGAUUAGGAUGAGAUUUCAUAUUUUGAAUGAAUAAAGGGUUGUACAUGAACAGUAUGUGUUUUCUGGAUCGACUGUGAGUAGGUCAGUGCUUUUAUAACCUCGCAGCUGUCACGAGCGCUUACAUUUUUCUGCCUGUCUCGUGAGUCAGGCUGAAUCAGUUUUAACCUGCAUGAAGAUGAAACAUUUUUGAAUUAUUUAAUAAUAAUAUAUUUUUUCUUUAGUUUAAUUAGUCAUUUAGCUAUUUUUAAAAAUCAUAGUUUAAGUUAGAUAAUCAGGUUAGGCGUCAAAAAUCUGUUAAAAAAUCUCAACUUAUUUUUAGCCCGUUCAAAGCCUGAAUAUGUCGUGGAUCAGAGAAGGAGAGUUAAACCUGCUGGAGAAGAUUUCUGCAAAUAUACUAAAGGUAAGGCCUGAAACUGCGGUUUUAUUUGCAUGAUUAUACAUCUGUGAUUGUCUGCACUUUCUGCAUCUCAUGGAUUUUUGGCACAUGAUCCAAAAAUACAUGAGAUCUUUUCCUCAAAAUAAUCAAGACUACCCACUGAUGGUUGAAAACCGGGUGAGUAGGCUCUGUACAUACAUAUUUUAAUAUGGAUGGACUCCUUUAGCCACUAGAGGUACUUAAAAAUCAAAAUUGUUUCAAAUACUUGAUGCUGAUUAUGUCUAAAUGCAGUUAAUCUUUACUUUACAAGCACAGCAUAUGAGGGCUUCACAUUCAAUCCCAAAUGUAUCCAUAUUGCAGUCUGAGCAUUUGCAAGAAAACAUCUCUAUAAGACCUUUGUAUGUUGCCCUAAAUAUGAAAUCUCUAAGUAAGGCUAUUGUACCAGUUAGAUAGAGGUAUGAAUUGUUUGGCUCUGAUUUUAUACCAUCAGAAGUUUGUGAUCUCACCUCAGAUUAAUUGGUGGUAAUUAAGUGAUAAAAAAACUGCUGAUUGGACGUAUCUGAAAUUCAGAGGAAACAUGUUGCAAACUCAGAUAAUGUGCAGAACAUCAGACAGACGAAAGAAACUGUGGGUUAUUAUGGCUAAUAUGUGCUUUUUAAUAUUAAUUUUUUAACACAGUAUUGAUCAGUGUUAUUUUUUCAUUUUCUGUAGGCGGAGGGUCAGAUUUUGCCACUUACAUCAAGACACACCACUGUUUCUGUGGUUUAAUUUCCUGAAUAUUUUCUAAUGCAUUACAUUUCGCAGAAAGAAAACAUUUGGCAGUUUUUUCCCAGUGUUGUGCAACAUCAUUGCCAAAAGAUUUUCGCUCAUCAACUCUUCAAAAUACUUCCAUACCGCUGACAUGCUGAAGCUCGCUCAUUGUUGGGGAACACAGAAGCAUCACCUUAGCCUUAAAUAUGCUGAUACCGAUGAUGAACUUUUAAGCUUUUAUCUGCUGAUACAAAUAUUACGCCAACUUAUGUGUCAGGGUUCAAAACAUAUGUGUCAGUAUGUAUCUUAAAAUCCCUUAUUUGCUGCAAGCGCCUGUAAGGGAUUUUGUCUAGUCAUGAGAUAGACUGAGAUGGAUAGUGUACAUCUGUAUGACCUACAAAAGCAAAUCAGAUCAUCAGCAACAAGAUUUAUUUUGUUCUGGAGCUAAUUUUCCUCACUGUAAAUGAUGGGCAGGGGUUGGAUGGGGUAGAGAUCUGCUUGAGUGAUAGAACCAACAGUUUUUAGAUGCCAGGAUGAGAUUUAUUGUUGGGUAACUGCACACUUUGACAUGUUUAGAACAGGAUCAGGUAAGGGACAACAGUGCCGCUCUGUCCACAAGAGGUCGCCAAAAUCAACCCAAACUGAAAGUUCUUCCCGGGAGCCCAAAGGCAAAUAUUUCACUCGCUAAGACGGAAAAUAGUUGGAGAAAUGCCAGCAAAUAGUUUAGGCAAAGUAAAGAACCCUUUUUCAUUGUUUUUGGUAACCAUUCAAUCAUAUUCAGUGUUCAGUCGUAAAAGACGAGCGAUCUUUCACAUUAGCAGCUAUAAAUGGAGAUUAUUUGACUCAUGAGCUCAGAAACUACAGAGUGCAGCUCUCCAAAGCUGUGCCGUUGGUUAAUUUUCUCCAUUGCUAUGAGCCAAAUCUCCUCCUUGUCCCUGAUCUUUACUGUGUCCCCCCCAGGCUGGACCCAUGCCCAAACAUGUGGCCUUCAUCAUGGAUGGAAACCGUCGCUUUGCUCGUAAGAAACACAUGGAGCGCCAGGAAGGGCACAUGCAGGGCUUCAACAAGCUGGCAGAGGUGAGGCUGUGACCUGAUUAAGAUCUGUCUUUUGUGCAGUGAUAAAAGAAUCCUGUCAGGUGUGUGUAACUCCUGCUCUCCACCUGUUCACUUUUACUCCAGACAUUACGUUGGUGCAAACAUCUGAAUAUCCAAGAGGUCACAGUGUACGCCUUCAGCAUCGAGAACUUCAAACGCACCAAAGAUGAAGUGGACGGGCUGAUGGAGCUGGCCAAGCAGAAAUUUGAGAAACUACUGGAGGAGCGGUGAGUUUAACAGAAGAAAUUUUAAGACCUUCAAUGAGUGGAGUAGCUCCUCAGUCUGUUGUUGCUUCCGUAACAAAUGAGGGGAACCAACAACUGCAUCGACUAUUGUGUAGAAUUUUCCUUGGACUUGUCCUGGAAUAUCCUUGAGUGCAGAAAAAAUGUGACACCAAAUUAAAAGUGUAUGAUAUCAAUUAUUUCUGUUGCUAUUUUUGCCCAUACUGACUUUCAUUGCAAGAACCAGCAAAUCUUUUAUGCAGUUGUUGUUUUUUUUUAUUCAUAUAGUAAUGCUGUAACUUUACACUUGAAUAUAAAUACACAAUCAGAUACCGGCACUGCAGGGGUGUUUGAAAUUCUAAAAAGAUAAGUUUAAAGGCAAUCUGAGAUAGAAACAUUUUAUUUUUUUAUUCUAUUUUUAUUAAUUAGUUCAAAAGAUCAGAGCAUGAUAUUAAAAAUAGAAAAAUAAUGCAUUUAAAGAGAAAAUACACGAGGAGAACGUUGAAAUCAGGUUUAAAAGGUCAAAGUAUGACUUAAAUUUAAAAUUGGAAUCUAAAGUAUAAAAAUGACACAAGUCCGAAUACUGAGUUGAACAAAAUCAAAGCAUGAAAUAAAAAAUCCAAUCAUGUUUGACUUGUAAUCUUGAAAUGCAAAAUUGAAAACAUGAAACAAAACACCAAAUAUCCCCCCCCACGUUCUUGACUAUUUAUCAAAUCUUCCUUACUCUAUAAUUUGCCAGAUUUUCGUGGCUUAUUAAGGACAUUUUAGAUAAUGGUGCUAAAGUUUACAUUAUCAUACUGGAGGAAAUCUGCAGACUUCAUACUGGUUGGCCAAUAAUAAUACAAGUAUGAUAUGAUCUUGUUGGCCAGAUAUAAUUGUUCCAUGGGCCAGAUUUGGCCCCCGAGCCUUGAGUUUGACACCUGUGGCCUGUAGUUAUUAUACAUUUGACAAUAAUGACUACUUUCCUGCUUUUUAGAACAGACUUUCUGCACAUCAUCAGUUUACAAUCUUGGGCUCUGUGAAGUCUUUCUAAAAGAGACACCGUGGUAUCAACAGUGUAAUCCUCUGUUCUGUCCCUUGUCUUAGCAACACAUACCACAGCUAAAAUGCAGGCUCGUUUCUCACUUUGCUCUCAGUCUCAUCCUUUUUCUAUGGUUUCAUCCCCAAUAAUGAAUACAACUUGUGAAAACAUCAAAUCAAAGUCACCUGUUGUAUUGCAAAUGUCCCUGACUCAUCCUGAAACCAACAGCGAUUCGACUUUUGCAGCUUUGUCAGUGUAAUUAAGAGAGCUGCUGUCUCAAAGAUGAUGCUGCAUGACUGAUGGCGAAGGCACCUUUUACACAAUAACUUAGGAUGCACAAUGCUUUUGGUGAAGUGUCAUUAUAAUGCGCCGAUCAGUAGAAACUCCUGCGAUGAAGCACCUUUGUGUUGGAGAUGCUGGCGGAAAUGUUUCAGGUGCUUGCAUAAACAGACCGCUCUUCUUCUCGUCCUUCCUGCUCGUCUUCAUGUUUUUCUCGUUUCUUUUUAUUCAUUCAUGAAAUCCUUUUGUCCCUCCUCUCCUUCAGGGAAAACCUGGAGAAGCACGGUGUGUGUAUCCGGGUGCUGGGCGACUUAAACAUGCUGCCACUUGACCUUCAGCAGCUCAUUGCCAAAGCUGUGGUCACAACCAAAUCCCAUAAUAAGUAUGUGUAAUUAUUUAAUAAUGACUCACUGCUGUAACUGUAAACAUUAAUGGCUUCACUUUUACAACCACACUAAGAUAGAUUGUAUUGUGUUGAUUGUAAGUAAACUGUGUGUGUUUCUGUGUGUUUUACAGAUGUUUCCUUAAUGUGUGCUUCGCCUACACGUCAAGAUAUGAAAUCACUAAUGCGGUCAGAGAGAUGGCGUGGGGAGUGGAGCAGGGACUGAUCAAAUCAAGGUAGGAACAGCACUGAUUUAAGCUCAUUGAUAACAGUACAACAGAGUUAUACUCAAAGUUGCUUUAAGUUGUUGUUUAUGUGUUAUUUUUCGAUGUUCAGUGAUGUUUCAGAAGCGCUGCUAAGUGAGUGUUUGUACAGCAAUAAUUCUCCAAAUCCUGACCUGCUCAUCCGCACGUCUGGAGAGGUGCGCCUCAGCGACUUUCUGCUCUGGCAGGUGAGGAUGUUGACAUCUUUAAUAUGUCUCUCCUGAAGCCAGAUCUCCUAUAAAACAUUAGAUUUUUUGCAGUAUCUGCUCAUAUGCAUGUCGAAGGGUUUAUAAGUAUGAGGGUGCUGUUUGCUACUGAAUAUGUAAAAUAUACUCGACAAACACUGAGCAGCUUUUCCUUUCUAACCUGCAUGUGUCCUCUCCGUCUGCAGACCUCCCACUCCUGUCUGGUGUUUCAGUCUGUUCUGUGGCCCGAGUACUCUUUCUGGAACCUGUGUGAAGCGAUUCUCCAGUUUCAGUUGAAUCACAAAUCCAUUCAGGUAAGGCUCAUAGUGAGAUGCAGUUUAUUUCCUGUCCUGUAAAAUUACAUAUUUACUUAUUUUGCCACAUGUCAAGAGACCAUUUCCUAGUCAGACAAAUCAACAAAACAAGGAUGCAUGAAAAGGACGUCCCAGAUAAGGGUCUUGGAGUUUUUAGUUGAAGAACAAGACAAAGAAAGAACAAGUAUAACCGAUUAUACAAAAUAAACACUUUACUUACAUAGAGUUCAUUCAUCAAAUGAGGUCAUGAAUUACUGUUUGAUCAAGAGCUUCAAGCAUAAUCAUUAUCCUGUUGAUAAAUAACAGUAAAAAGCUUAGUUUUAUGUCAUCUUUGAUAACACGCCUCCCUUCAGAAGUAUCACGCGUUAUGAGAACAAAAUCAUGAGUCAAACUUGCAUUUUCCCAGCUGUCAAAUAUCUAACGAUCACUUUUCUCUAUAGUGAUAUUGGGUUGUUGCAUUGGCUUGUAUAUGAGGCAGUUAUCAUUUCUGCACUGCCAUUUAUUGUUUGGAGGGCAUUUCUCCUGUUUUACCAUAUUUCUGUCAUUUCCUCCCAGCUGUAGAAACGCUAAAGCCUCUGAAAAGUCCUCCUCACUCCUGAUAACAGUUUUUUAUCUAUAAUAAUGAGCUCUCUGAAAGCCUAAAAUGCUUUGUGAAUCAUUUUUACCAGACUAAAAUGCCCGUCUUGUCCACUCUCUAGCAUCUUUUAGUAUUUUUUUCUUUCACUGAUAUCUUCUUUGCGCCCAUCAUGAUGAUUGCAAUGACAUUACAGAUCUGUGAUGGGUAAAAGAGCAGCUUUUCAUUCAGCAUAUUCUCCUUAAAGCUGUUCGAACUUCUCUCAGGAGAUCUUACUCACCUAAUCCAUGUCUUAUAUUAAAUGAAGGAGACUCUAGAGCAGGCAUGUCCAAACUAUUCCACAAAGGGCCACGUGGCUGCAGGUUUUUCUUCCAACCAAUCAAGAGCAGCAGUCUGACCUAUCAGCUGUCUGAAGACUGGGAUCAGCUGAUGAAAUGAAUCAAGUCUGGCGUGCUGCUUUCUUGGUUGGAAAGAAAACCUGCAGCCACACGGCCCUUUGUGGAAUAGUUUGAACAUGCCUGCUCUGGAGGGCAGAAUGGGUAUAAAAGAUGUUUCAUUUUUUCACUUUUAAGCAACCAUGGGAUUAAAAGGAUGGUAUUUAGGACCAGUGCAAACACUGUUGCUUUAACAGGAUGUUUGCAACAUCAAAGUGUUGCCUAAACACUGAAUUGACAGCUUGCUAACUGCAUAAACAUCAAACACUGUCUUUAUCAAACAUACAUCCUCUGCAGAAACCGUUGCAGGUCCCUUUAUCUGUUAUUCUGGUGAAAUUGUAGCUCAAAAAACACAUUUCUGAAUAUUUUAAGUGUUGUUAAAUUGUGACAAAGGCUUUUAUAAUCUCAUCACCUCCUUAUGGAUUCAGUUUGGUUUUCAGAGUCAGACUUUCUACCACAGACAAUACAGCAUUGUGAAAUGGUUGGUUUAUAUAACCAACCGUUAUAUAAUCUAUGUGUACCCUUUUAAGAAACAUCAACAUCAUCACUAGAACAAAACAUAGUUUUUAGAAAAUCUAAAUAAAAGCCAAUCCGAAGUGGCGUCACUAACUGCUGUUUUGGUGUGCUGUAUUUUAGAAAGCCAGAGACCUCCAUCGAGAGCACCAGGCCUUCCAGCAGCUGGAGGCGGAUCGUGCCUGUGCAGCAGAACACCUGCUGCAGCACGGGAACGGAAAGCCCAUCGACGCCCAGAGGAGACAGGAGGCACUGCUGCAUCAAACUGCCUGCAGGGAGGAACGAAUUCAAGACUUCUUACAAGCACUGAAGCACAAGAGAGACUCUUUCUUUAAUGACUUAACAAGCGAAGCCAUCCUGGCUUAAGGAGGGCUCCGAAAACAAACCCCAUGUUGAAGUGGGGACGAAACCUCUCCUGUCCUCUUCCUUAAAGGGCUGCUGCGGGAAAGAGAAAGAGUGAACAUUAUCUAGGAUGGUUUCUUCAUGUUGCUGAUUUGUAUGAGUUGAGAGGGCGAUUUUACCCCUAUGGGGCUGUAGAAAACAAAUGAGAUAUUUAUGAUUGUAGAUCUGAAAAACAAAAUCUAAUAUGUGAAAAUGUCUGGUCAAGAUUUAGUUAAAUUGUUGUGUAAAUUCUUUGUGAAACGCAUGCUUUUGAUCGGAAGUUCAAAUUCUGAGUGAAAGUCAGGGAUUCAGUGUUUCAGAGACGAUUCCAUCCAGAGUUUAUCGAUUCAGUCCAGUUUGAAAUUUUUCUGUUGAGUUGUAAGAAAGUGUUGUUUGUUUGGUGAAUGUGAUGUUAAUGACAUAACUAGAUUUUGACCAGCCUGCUUUAACAAAUUAAAUGAUUACUCUAUGUCAAACGGGA